AUGGUCAGAAGGAGCGCCAGGCUCGCUGCCAAGCGCGCUCCGCAGCCGCCUGGUCCCGACAGACUUUCGGCCCUCCCUCAAGAAUUGUUUUUGCGUAUAUGCGACUAUCUCAUGAACUAUGAGAGCGAUUCUCUACUGAAGAUGUCCGGUCGCAAACUCCAGUUCAGCCAUGCCAAAGACCUUAGAGCCCUGCACAUUACAUCCAAGCUACUCUUGGAAAAGACAUCCACAUCGAUAUGCAAGUUGGGGUUUCCUAUGACUGAAUCCGGUUUGAAGCCACUCCUCCGCAUGGCUGGAUAUCCGCAUGUUGCCCAUAACAUCAUCCACGUCAAGCUUCUCUCCCCGACUGAGAUGUCGUUUUACUGGCAUCAGACGAAGAACAACUGCAAACGCCUUACAGAUAUCCUCACUGAAUGCUUUGUUCGCCUCAUCAACCUGCGCAAGAUUGAGCUUAGCGGAAUCAAGACUCAGUUUCGGCCUAAUGCGAGCCCUCUGAACGACUCGUCAAAGCACUUCUCAUGGUCAGCAGGCUCUGCUCUAUCGGCGAUACAUGCCACCAGAAUAUGCGUCACGGAUUUGAUUUACGAUGAGGCAGCCGCCGGCACAAUGGCGCCUUCUCCUCCGAAUCCCUUUCCACCCACUUGGCUGUCCACUUUCGAGAACAUUGAGAAAUUCCGCACCGUAGAACACGACUACUCCUUAGCGGGUGGGUUCGCUUACACCGAGCGAAUCCUUCGUGCAAUGCCGAAGUUGAAGGAGCUCACAAUCACCCCUAUGGCUCCCAAAUUACAGCGUCAAGGAGACGGGCGCAACUACUUCAAGCCUGCCUCGGGAGGUUGGGUGAGAACCGUUCUCUAUUUCAGCUACAACUGGCGUCUCACAUCCUUCCACGCUAGCAACUUCACGGUGAAGAGCGUCGGCGUCUUGGGGAAUUUUCUCCACACACACUCACCCACGCUGCGAGACCUGAGCCUCAGUGAGGUGAUGGUGUUAGAUUCCGAGCGUACUCUCUUGGGAUGUCAGAUCAUUGCGAAAAGGAUCUGGACCGAAAUCUUCCAGAUCAUUCUGGACGAGAUGAAUCUAACAAGGGGGAAGUUUCACGACUUGCUCUAUUGGCGUCAUGGGCACCCAGGCAAACGGCUGUCUGUGGCCAUGUCCUGGGACCAGAGCAAUGGGCUGGAGCUCGACGUAUAUGGCCGCAAGUUCGAGGACAUUGCCAGGCUUAGGGGUGUGAUGCGUGCGUUGGCGGACUGGAAGGAUGGAAUGGUUAUGGUUGUGGUUUCGUGA
Lasiodiplodia theobromae is the source of this 1287-nucleotide messenger RNA. Its product is annotated as tRNA pseudouridine synthase D. The transcript is spliced from 2 exons. The coding region runs from base 1 to 1287 and encodes 428 amino acids. The record is from RefSeq and is a predicted model, not a curated record. Lineage: Eukaryota; Fungi; Ascomycota; Dothideomycetes; Botryosphaeriales; Botryosphaeriaceae.